AGUCCAGAUGGACUCUGUGGUUCUAUGUCUUCCGUCAACGCAAACUGUGUAGGCAGCCAAUUUGGGGAUUGUUGCUCCAAGAGCGGCUAUUGUGGCAGCUCAGACGCAUACUGCGGGAUCGGCCAAUGUCAAUCUGCCUUUGGUAGCUGCGAUAAACAGCCGAUUAGCACCGAUGGACUCUGCGGUUUUAUGUCCUCAAAUAGUGCAACUUGUCUGGGCAGUCAGUUCGGGGAUUGCUGUUCGGUGAACGGAUAUUGUGGCGGCUCAGAUGCUUACUGCGCAACGGCGAAUUGUUUGUCAGAUUACGGCAGCUGU
Aspergillus neoniger CBS 115656 is the source of this 315-nucleotide messenger RNA. RefSeq lists its product as uncharacterized. The record is from RefSeq and is a predicted model, not a curated record. Lineage: Eukaryota; Fungi; Ascomycota; Eurotiomycetes; Eurotiales; Aspergillaceae. The transcript has a single exon. The annotation marks the transcript as partial. Gene Ontology annotation, molecular function: chitin binding.